AUGAUGAUCUCUCGUGGUUCGGUAGAAAUAGUGGUACCAUCCGAGUGUUCGCAUCGUUCAUUCCUAGCGCCUAUGGACUCAGUAACUUGUGGGGAAUGUUUCUGCACGAUGACGGCUGCAUCGUUCACCGCUGCGGAAGCAUAUAGAAACGGAGGUGUAUCAAAGGAGCUUGCUAUGACUCUCGAUAACGGAUUGGACUUCCCCUUCACUGCGAUAUUUGAACUGACAUACAGUGAAACUAUGCAAGCUCUGCAAGGAGGUGCAAUAGCUCCAAGGAUAGAUCCGGCAGCAUCCUAUUUCGGAAAUGGUUUGAGAAGUACCGACCCACCGCGACUGGCUCCACGACCGAUAGUCAGCAGUGCACGAGUUGCUACCGUAGCUCCACUGAACGAGCUUUGCCUAUUUUGAAGGUGAUUUGACAAUGUUCGCGCUGAGAGACGAAGAAACAGGUCCAUUGGCAGCAAAGCGAGCGCUAUUGCCUGUCCAAAGAUCGCGAUUCCAUGAUCCUACUGCAAAGUGCAAGGUGUGCGAAGCUCCUAUGCCGUCAGCCCAGAUCAUGUCAUUGGACGGGCUGCAUAAGAAUGGAAUGGUAUGUUUCUGUCCUAUCGUAGUUUCGAGGUCAGACAAAAUAAUACUUUGUCCAAAAAUGGUUCUGUCUGGACUGUGCCAGUGCGCAGAUGGACGAGAUUGAAGCGAUGAAGCAUUACCUCGCUGUGCACGUCAAAGUUGCCGAGCAGAAAUGUGUUGAGAGAGGUCAGCUGCUUCCUUUUGCUUCUUUCUUCCUGUUGAUUUUUACUUUGCUUGAAUAUACAAAAAAGAGAUUGAU
Molecule: messenger RNA, 826 nt
Organism: Cylicocyclus nassatus
Lineage: Eukaryota; Metazoa; Nematoda; Chromadorea; Rhabditida; Strongylidae
Source: the annotation of a GenBank genome assembly